Molecule: messenger RNA, 5731 nt
Organism: Coregonus clupeaformis (lake whitefish)
Lineage: Eukaryota; Metazoa; Chordata; Actinopteri; Salmoniformes; Salmonidae
Product: formin-binding protein 1
Exons: 19
Coding region: 170-2146 (658 amino acids)
Biological process (GO): endocytosis; signal transduction
Molecular function (GO): protein binding
Source: RefSeq, a predicted model, not a curated record
AAAGCAGCACAAAGACACCCCCACUCAGAACCCUGUCGAGCUCAUAAGACUGGUCUGGGACAGUAGCUCAGUAGACAGUUGGGAAAUAUACUGCAUGAAGUGCUGCAGGCAGCUUUGGUUGGGUUGAGGAGGACAGACAUUUGGUUUGGGUUGAGGUGGACUACAGAUUAUGGAGGAGAGGAUGGGGAACUGUUGGAGCUAUACCAAGGAUCAGUUUGAUAACCUGGAGAAGCAUACACAGUCCGGCAUCGAGUUCGUGGAGAGGUACAGUAAAUUCGUCAAAGAGCGAUCGGAGAUCGAAAUCAACUAUGCAAAGCAGAUUAGGAAUCUAUCAAAGAAGUAUCAACCAAAGAAAAACUCAAGAGAGGAGGAGGAGAACAAAUACACAUCAUGCCGGGCCUUCCUGUCGACGCUGAACGAGCUGAACGACUACGCAGGACAGCACGAGGUCAUCGCUGAGAACCUGACCUCUCAGAUCAUCGCUGAACUCUCACGGUACCUCACAGAGCUCAAGGCAGAGAGGAAAUUGCACUUCAAUGAUGGGCGUAAAGCGCAGCAACAGAUUGAGAUCUCGUGGAAACAGCUGGAGUCGAGUAAACGGCGGUUCGAGAGAGACUGUAAAGAGGCGGACAGGGCGCAGCAGUACUUUGAGAGAAUGGACUCCGACAUCAAUGUAACAAAGGCAGACGUGGAGAAGGCGCGGCAGCAGGCUCAGAUGAGACACCAGAUGGCUGCAGACAGUAAGACGGAAUACUCCAACUACCUGACCAAGUUCAACCAGGAGCAGAAUGAACAUUACUACACUCUCAUCCCCAAUAUAUUCCAGAAACUCCAGGAGAUGGAGGAGAGGCGGAUCGAGAGGGUGGGUGUGUCCAUGAAGACAUACGCGGAGGUGGACCGUGAGGUGCUGCCUAUCGUAGGGAAAUGUCUAGACGGAAUGACCAAGGCUGCCGAGUCCAUCGAGCCAAAGACUGACUCUAAGCAGGUAGUGGAGUCGUACAAGUCUGGAUUUGAGCCCCCGGGGGACGUAGAGUUUGAGGACUACGGGCCGGGACAGACCAUGAAGAGGACGGUCUCUGAGACCAGCCUGUCCAACUCACGAGGAGAGGCCAAGGAACGUCCCGGCGGGGGCAAGAGCAAGGGCAAACUGUGGCCUUUCAUUAAGAACAAGAACAAGCUUAUGUCCCUGUUAACGUCCCCGCACCAGCCCCCCCCCGCCCCCCCAGCCUCCAGCCCCCCCUCACCCUGUGCUGUUCCCAACGACCCCCAGUCUCCCAAGCAGAACAAGGAGCCCCUCUCCAACCGCUUCAACGAGUUCAUGGCCUCCAAACCCAAAAUGACCUGCCUCCGGAGCCUGAGGCGAGGGUCUAGACUUCUUUCUCUCAAGCUGAUCACACUCAAUUCCCACGUCCGGAAUCUGAUUGAGGGCUCUGGACCGGAGGACUUCAGCCACUUGCCCCCAGAGCAGAGGAGAAAGAAGCUUCAGGCCAAGAUAGAUGACAUAAAUAAGGACAUCCAGAAAGAGAUGGACCAGAAAGAUGCCCUAACUAAGAUGAAGGGUGUGUAUGAGAAGAAUCCACAGAUGGGAGACCCUGCCAGUGUGGACCCCCGGCUAGCAGAGAUAGCAAUGAACAUCGAGAAACUACAGUCCGAGAUGCAGAAAUUCGAGGGAUGGCUGGCGGAGGUGGAGGGGAGGUUACCGUGGAAGAGUGACCCUUCCAGGAGACAGAGUGGUCUGUACGAGACACAGAACAGCAACAGCACCACGGUCGCCAACAACUGUGCACAGGACAGAGAGAGCAGCCCGGAUGGCAGUUACACAGAGGAGCAGAGUUCAGAGACUCAGGUUAAGGUGGCCAUAGCCAACACUCCAGAGUUUGAUGAUGAGUUUGACGAUGGGGAUGAGGAGACACUGCCCACCAUCGGCACCUGUAAAGCCAUCUACCCAUUUGAAGGUAAUACACCUUUAACAGGUCAUAAUGAGGGGACUAUCUCAGUGACAGAAGGAGAGCUUCUGUAUGUAAUAGAGCAGGAUAAAGGUGACGGCUGGACGAGGGUCCGCAGGAACGAAGAGGAAGAAGGCUACGUUCCCACGUCCUACGUCGAGGUGUUUUUAGAAACAAACGCCAAAGGAAUACAGGAUUGAGAAUGAGCUGUACCACCAUGUUCCCUCUCUCGGUGAUAACAUUGUGAGAACGGACUGUUGUGGGGCUGAUUGGAACGUUGGUGCUUGGUUGGUUGCCAGCUCAUGCAUGGGUUUUGAGUAGCACCCCUGUGCAGAUGAGUCCAUUUGAGAAGCUUGAUCUGUGUUAAAGUAUGGUGUUGCCAAACUGUUUUAUGCCUCUAAAAUAUCCAGGCAUUUAUCUUUUGAAGAUUACUGAAUUGUGCAAACAGGCCCAAAAGGUCUUUUGGAUGAGACUCCAACUUUGUCAAAUGUCAAAAAGCUCAACAAAUAUGCCUUCACAACCCUUUCUCCUCAAGCGGUAAAGUAAUCCCGUUUCUGUCAGUGCUAAUAACACAACAUUAUCCCCCCAAACCGGGGUCCAAAUUAAAUGUGAGGCAUGUUCAGUUUGUAGUCAUUUUAUGUUUUACAUAACAUGUUUUGGUGCAUGUUUGACAUUGUUACAAGCGUAAGUGUCUCUUGGUUUUUGGAAAUGAUAGAUUCACACACAAGACUGACAUUUAGAAACAGUAGCCGAAUCAAAAGAUUCGAUUUUGAAGGUACAGCAACUGAUAUUAAAGCCAGAGAGAAGGAGCUUCAUGGGUUCUCUGGAUUAGAUAGUUAUCUGACUACAGAACAAUAUUAUUUCCUUCAAAGACGAAUGCAAAGAAUAGUUGGCAUUUUCCAACUCUCACUUAGUAUGUGAACUACAUUUUCUUUCCCUGAGAUUCUCUAACGUGUUAUUUAGUUAUUAUUUUUAUUUUUUAUUGCAGAUUCCUAAAAGUGUGAGAGGCUGGCUCAGGAAUAGCAGGGCAAGCAGCCUCGGAGACAGAGCGACCACGUUCACGUUCCUUUACGGUCAGAAAGUCAAAAAGAGAGAGCGACAUGACCGAGGCAAAGACAGGAGACCUAUGAUGCAUCUCAAUUUCCAACCCGAUACAUUUGUAGAGUUCUCUCCUUCUGCACCGGUCUCUGACCAGAAGCAACAAUAAGAGAAAAACAAACCAAAUUGAGAGCCCGUAAAUCUUUUAUUUUUUGAUAGGUUAUUACCCAUUUAUCAUUUAGCUUCUUUUGUCUCUGCAAAGCUUUGCUUCUCGAUGUACUAACUCAGCUUCCGCUAUGCGGCUUUACCAUGGCAGCUGUUGGCUCGCUCACCUCGAAUGCCCCCCACGCCCCGAGUCCCAACCCGCUCCCCUGCCACUCCUCCCCAACCCCCACUCCUAAAGCACGGCAGGGUGUGGUCAGAGACCGGGCCGGGACCAGCUUCGAAGCAACACAAUCUGCCCCCGACUACACCCCACACACACCAUCCCACCAGACAGGAGAGCAGGACAGGAAGCCAACCAUGUCCCUCUCCAGUCCGCACUCCCAUCCAAAUCAAUCAGGUGGAUGCAGUUGCAGAAUCUUUCACACACUCAUUGACUCAGAGCCAUCAUCGUCCAGAUCCAGCAUCACAUGGAGUUUCCAUGGAAACAACAUAUUCAUUCCACUCUCUGACUCCAUAUUUUGCAGGUUUCAAACGGACUGAAAAACAGAACAUGGGCCGAUUGGUCAUCUGUAUGAGUGAGGUUCAUUUAUAAUGUAAAUCCCCCAUACACCCUCCAUCCCUGACUGGGACAGGACUGGGAGUUCCAGGACCGAGAGAGGUUGGGGACAGGUUCACUUUACUUCAUUACUUCACUCACCUGCACUCUCUCUCUCUCCCUACCAUACCAUCAUGUGUUGUUACUGGCAUCCCAUCUGUUCCUCUCUGGCCACACCCCUCCCCUCCACAGACCCAUCCCCCGCAGGUGUCAGCCGCUGGUCAUUGACUGUGUUGAGCGCCAUGUCACAGCUUAGGGUGGGGCAUCUCUCAGGCGGUGCGUGCGGUGUGCAUGCUUGCCCUGUCUCCUCCUUGGCUCGCCCCCUCCCGCUUGGCUCAGGGGGCUGGCUUAUGCCCCUGUCGCCUGGCCUUUUUUGUUUCAGUUAACCCCCAUGGCCUGUUACACUUCUUAACCAGUUAGUUUAUUUGUCACCUUUUGGGUUCUGUGCCUGUGGAUCAUCUACUAGCUGUUCCUUAUUUUGUUGCUGUUUGACUGUUCGUCGUCUCUGAAAGCAUGUUCACCUACCUGUGUUUAUAACAGUGAGUGUAUCCCUCAGAGUAACUCCUCCAGCUCAAAUCUCAUUACCGGAAGAGAAGAAAAUGUGGGAUUCCAAAACGUCUGUUUCUGAAUGAUAUCAUGCAUACAGUAAAACAUUUCAUUUGUCCAUUUGUUAUAAUAUAUGUAUGUAUGUAAUGUUGUUGGCUGACAUUGUACGUGUUUGAAAAGUGUGUUGAAGGCAAGCGGUCGUUAGCUUCCACUAGCCUCAUCCUGUGGAUACAUGCUGCGGUGUUUCACGUCUCCACUGUAUAUCCAACAGACAGACAGUGUCCCCCGGAAGAGAACUUGAAGAUGAUUUUAAAAUGUUCAUGUAAUUUGCAUGGGCCACUUACUACUGAAUGUGGAAGUAUUGUAUACUGUGAUCCACACACCUUCUCCACAAUGAUGUGACUGAAUAUGAAACGAGACAGACUUCCUAUUGGGCCUUAACUGGGUUGAUCCUAGCUACCACUUAAUCUAAAAACAAGUUCAAGUUUUAUUGUCACAUGCACAAGUACAGUGAAAUGCUUAACUUGCAUGCUCUACCCAACAGUGCAGUAAUCAGGGGGAGUAAGAUACCAUUCUAUUAUCUGUGGUAUGUUGAAUAGGUCGAGACGUCUCGUUUUUUUAUAAAGGUGGUGAAGGUAAAUUACUCACAAUGUCUACAGAGAUGAUGAUGAUGUCCACUGUUUCCCUUUCUUGAAUGCACAUAACAUUUUAAUUUUGUAAUGAUUUUUUAACAGUGUUCGGUCGAAGAGAUUGGAGCUUUUUAAUUUGUAGCUAGUUUCUAGCUAGAAAACUGUUGCACCUGAAUUACAAACCACUUGAUGAUGAAACCAGUUGUUUGAUCUGCCUGAAGUCACUGAAGAUAAAGUAAUGAAAAACACAAAUAUUGUUUUGUGUAAUGAAGCAAUUAGUGAUGUCAUUAGCCUCCGGUGUGUCCCAAAUGGCACCCUAUUCCCUAUAUAGUGCACUACUUUUGAUCAGGCUCUGGUCAAAAUUUCACUAUGUAGGGAAUAGGGUGCCAUUUGGGACUCUGCCUUAGGAGUGUUUUGAAACUUUUUUUUAUUCCAGUAUUAUUACUCAAGCAACAUUUCAAAGAGCAGCAACUGAAAUUGUAUCAAUGCAAACCAUGUAUAUUAUCACCAGAACCACAAAUGAACAGUGAUCCAUCACCAUGUGGAGUCCCAGUUACUUGACAUAAUAUAAAAGACAAGCAGCGCAAAUCUGUAUGUUUUGUGGCCGAGAACCAGAUCAGGUCAAAGUUUCAUUUUGCUAUUCCCAUCCGCCCAGCUCUUAUUUUGACUAGUGUAGAUAUUGACUUGGCAGUUGUUUUGUUUGUUUGUGAGAAGUGAGAAGGCAAAACAGAUUUUCAUGCAGACCAUCAGAAGGUGCAUCUCUGUACUGACAGACAGACAGACAGACAGACAGACAGACAGAGACACAGACA